GUAAACAUUGAGGUGGCUGCAUCACUGUAGUAUGCUAAUUUUAAGUCCUUUGGGUAUAGACCGAGGAGUGGGAUAACUGGGUUAAAUGAUGGUUCCAUUCCAAGUUUAUUAAGGAAUCUCCAUACUGCUUUCCAAAGUGAUUGUACCAUUUUGCAGUCCCAUCAGCAAUGAAAUCAGUGUACCAUUCCCCACACAUCCUCGCCAGUACUUGUUGCUUGAAUUCUUGAUAAUUGCCAUUCUGACUAGAGUGAGAUGAAAUCUUAGUUUUGUUUUGCAUUUCUCUAAUUGCUAGAGAUGUUGAACAUUUUUUAAAUAUAUUUGUUGAUUCAUUGUGUAUCUUCUGUAUAUCUUCUUCUGUGAAGUGUUUGCUCAUUUCCUUAGCCCAUUUAUUGAUUGGGUUGCUCUAUCUGAUGUCCAUGCGAUAGAUUUUCUCCCAUUCUGUUGGCUCUCUCUUCACGUUAUUGAUUGUUCCCUUUGCUGCAGAGAAGCUUUUUAAUUUGAAUCCAUCCCAUUUAUUGAUUGUUGAUUUUAUUUCUUGUAAAGGAAGUCAGGUCCUAAGCCAACAUGAAGAAGAUUUGGGCCUGCUUUUUCUUCUAUUAGGUGCAGAGUCUCUGGUCUAAUUCCUAGGUCCUUGAUCCAUGUUAAGUUUUGUGCAGGGUGAGAUAGAGAGGUUUAAUUUCAUUUUGCUGCAUAAGGAUUUCCAGUUCUCCCAGGAUCAUUUGUUGAAGAAGUUAUUUUUUUCUCCAAUGUAUGUUUUUGGCACCUUUGUCUAGUAUGAAAUAGCUAUAUUUAUGUGGAUUUGUCUCUGUGUCCUCUAUUCUGUACCAUUGGUCUACAUGUCUAUUUUGGUGCCAAUACCAUGCCAUUUUUGUUGCUGUAGCUCUGUAGUAUAGUUUAAGGUCUGGUAUUGUGAUGUCUCCCGCUUUACUUUUCUUGCUAAGGAUUGCUUUGACUAUUCUGGGUCUCUUAUUUUUCCAAAUGAAUUUCAUGGUUGCUUUUUCUAUUUCUGUGAAGAAUGUCAUUGGUAUUUUGAUUGGAAUUGCAUUAAAUCUGUAUAGUACUUUUGGUAAUAUGGUCAUUUUGACAAUUUUCCUUGAGACAGGGUCUGGUUAAGUUGCUUAGGACCUCACUAAGUUGCUGAAGCUGGCUUUGAACUCUUGAUCCUCUUGCCUUACGCUUCGAAGCCACUGGGAAUUACAGGUGUGCACUACAGCUCCAGUUCUUUUUUAAAAAAAUUUUUGAGACUGCUUCUUGCUAAGUUGCUAAGUAAAAGGGCUUGUGUAACUAGGCACCUCAGCUCUAUCUUCUGGAGAGAGUCUGAAAUGACUAGAGUAUUCAUCCUUAUAGUCACUUUGCCUGUGUUGUUUGGGAACUCUUCUCAGUACCUGCCUUUCUGAGAGGGCUUCUGUGAUAAUGAGAAGGUAGCAUCAGGUGAGAAAUCAGGGUCUUUGAGGUCUGUGUUCUUUGCAUAUAAUAAAGCUUCAAAUCCUUGAAUCCAGCUGGGUCAACAGUGGGCUUUUCUGAAAGGAAAAGAUUAUCACAGGGCUGGGGUUGUGGCUCAUCGGUAGAGCACUUGCCUACUGCGUGUGAAGCCCUGGGUUCAAUCCUCAGAACCACAUUAAAAAAAAUAAAGGUAUUGACAACUACAACUAAAAAAUAAAUAUUAAAAAAACCCCACCAAAUUAAAUUCUUUAAAAGAGGCUAUUACAGAAGAUAUAAAUUUUGGUGAAAACACUUUUUUUAUUGAUGCAUUAUAGUUGUACAUAAUGGUGGAAUAUAAUCAGGCCAUUAUCACCUGAAAGCACUUUUAUAGGACAAACUAAAUGUCCCAUAUACGCAGCAAAAUUAAGGCAUCCUCCAGUCUAGGAUUUUAAGUUUCAUUUGGGAACUGUGAUUGUGGGUGUGUUUUCUACUUCCUCAAAUUGGCUUCAUUGCCUGCAGUAGGGAGAGUAGUGUCUACCUCAUUAAAAGUAUCCAGAGGACCAAGUAAGAAGUUCUGUAAUGAGCUUUUUACUCAGCAAACCCUUCCUCACUCUCACUGUCGCAGAUGGAGUCAUGGGAACUGCACAAGUUCCCAGUAAGAUCCCUGUACAUAUACAUACAGUGGUUUAAGCCCUGUAAGGAAUGCUAGUAGAAACUACAUUGUCUAUAAAUUAUAGCCAGAAAACAUACCUAGCCUGACAUGCCUUGAAUCAGUUAAUAGGAUGUGUAAAAAGGUGUGCUUUGCUGAGAUCCAGUUGUGGCGUCUGGAUGCAUAAUCAGAACUAAGGUCCUAGACUUAUGGUGGAUAAGAGCCCUGACUGCCCCAGGAGCACAACUUUGGCUUAAAGGUGUGCCCCAGCUUUUAGUGAUCAGGAUAGAACUGAUAAAAAUAGUUGGUUGACCUAGAACACUGUGUAUCUUUUUAAAUGAAGUUAACCAGCCUUGAUCGGUUGUUUUUAAAUACAGACGUUAAUCAUUAAAGCUGGUCCCAAGCUCCACUGCUAAUAAGGUUAAUGGAGCUUGUCUUUGGCCUUGGACUGGGGCAGUAUGUGUGGAUACCUUGGGCGGAUAAGUCCGAGAUGAUGGAUAAGUUGGUUUUCCCUGUAGAAAUUGCAUUAAAUGGAUAAAUUUGAGCACCUUUCACCUUAAGUUUGUCUAUCAUAUUAGAUAAUGAGCAUUCUGGCCUACACAAACCUAGGAGCGGAGACCAAACAGAAGGAGGAUCGGGCAAGAUAAGCGACGGAGGACGAGCUGGCCGUAGACCCUGCUGCCUCCCCGUUUUCCCUGCCGUCUGCGUCCGGAGGAUGAGCCCAGCCUUCAGGGCCAUGGACGUGGAGCCCCGCACCAAGGGCGUCCUGCUGGAGCCCUUUGUCCACCAGGUUGGGGGGCACUCUUGUGUUCUACGCUUCAAUGAGACGACCCUGUGCAAGCCCCUGGUCCCGAGGGAGCAUCAGUUCUACGAGACCCUCCCAGCUGAGAUGCGCAGAUUCACUCCCCAGUACAAAGCUGUUUUGAUAUUUGUUAGGUUUGCAGAUGAGUUUGGGGCCUCUGGCAACAUAGAGACUAAGGAACAGGGUGUGGUAUCCGUGCGCUUUGAAGAAGAUGAAGACAGGAACUUGUGUUUAAUAGCGUAUCCAUUAAAAGGGGACCACGGAACUGUGGACUUUGUAGACAAUUCAGACUGUGAACCAAAAAGUAAACUUCUAAGGUGGACAAACAAAAAACAUCACAUGCUAGAAAUGGAAAAGACCCCCAAGGACUGGGUGCGCCAGCACCGGAAAGAGGAGAAGAUGAAGAGCCAUAAGUUAGAAGAAGAAUUUGAAUGGCUAAAGAAAUCUGAAGUCUUAUACUACAGUGUAGAAAAAAAGGGGAGUAUAAGUUCCCAGCUCAAGCACUAUAAUCCUUGGAGCAUGAAAUGUCACCAGCAACAGUUACAGAGAAUGAAGGAGAAUGCAAAGCAUCGGAACCAGUACAAAUUUAUAUUACUGGAGAACCUGACUUCCCGCUAUGAGGUGCCUUGUGUCUUGGACCUUAAGAUGGGCACACGCCAGCAUGGUGAUGAUGCUUCAGAGGAGAAAGCAGCUAACCAGAUCCGAAAAUGUCAGCAGAGCACAUCUGCAGUCAUUGGUGUGCGUGUGUGUGGCAUGCAGGUAUACCAGGCAGGCACUGGGCAGCUUAUGUUCAUGAACAAGUACCAUGGGCGGAAACUAUCAGUGCAGGGCUUCAAGGAAGCACUUUUCCAGUUCUUCCACAAUGGUCGGUACCUGCGUCGAGAGCUCCUGGGCCCUGUGCUCAAGAAGCUGGCUGAGCUCAAGGCAGUGUUGGAACGACAGGAAUCCUACCGCUUCUACUCAAGCUCCCUGUUGGUUAUCUAUGAUGGCAAAGAGUGGCCUGAAGUGGCCCUGGACUCGGAUGAGGAGGACUUGGAGGACCUGUCAGAGGAGUCAGCUGAUGAGUCUGCUGGUGCCUAUGCCUACAAGCCCAUUGGUGCCAGCUCAGUGGAUGUGCGCAUGAUCGACUUUGCUCACACCACUUGCAGGCUGUAUGGCGAGGACAGUGUGGUGCAUGAGGGCCAGGAUGCUGGCUAUAUCUUUGGGCUCCAGAGCCUGAUAGACAUUGUCACAGAGAUAAGUGAGGAGAGUGGAGAGUGAACUUGCUGGUUGUUCCAGUACUUGAGAGAGACUCUGUGUCCCAGACACAGCUGUGCUGCGUCAGGGAGGAGGCCAGUAUGGCCAGGUAGGGGUCCCUGCAGCCUGGAGCUGAUGUGCAGUGGCCUCUCUGAGCCCCAACCCGAGCCCGCUCCAGCUGCACUCGGGAGUCUUUAUUUAUUUUAACUAUUUCUUCAACAUUCCACAUUUGAUGAUGCAGAUACCUCUUUGUUCCCUGAGUGUAAACGUUCUAAUACAGAUCUUUUUGUUUAUUGUA
Molecule: messenger RNA, 4407 nt
Organism: Marmota monax (woodchuck)
Lineage: Eukaryota; Metazoa; Chordata; Mammalia; Rodentia; Sciuridae
Gene: Ip6k2
Product: inositol hexakisphosphate kinase 2
Exons: 7
Coding region: 2787-4133 (448 amino acids)
Biological process (GO): phosphatidylinositol phosphate biosynthetic process; inositol phosphate biosynthetic process
Cellular component (GO): cytoplasm; nucleus
Molecular function (GO): inositol hexakisphosphate kinase activity
Source: RefSeq, a predicted model, not a curated record